Malurus melanocephalus (red-backed fairy wren) is the source of this 559-nucleotide messenger RNA. Its product is annotated as interferon alpha-inducible protein 6-like. Gene Ontology annotation, cellular component: membrane. The record is from RefSeq and is a predicted model, not a curated record. NCBI's taxonomy places the organism in Eukaryota, Metazoa, Chordata, Aves, Passeriformes, Maluridae. The transcript is spliced from 3 exons. Bases 58 to 381 code for a protein of 107 amino acids.
AAAAGAUGGACUGAGCCUCUCAGUGCAGUCCUGGAAUUCWCACCAGGAGAAAGCAAGAUGUCCGACCAGAACGUCCGCAACGCUGGCUUCACUUCCUCUGGGAUCACAGGRGGAUCCCUUGCUUCAUCCAUGAUGUCCCGUGAAGCAAGAUCGUCUGGGGGAGGAGUGCCUUCUGGAGGCCCCACUUCUACUCUCCAGGGAAUGGGUGCCAAAGGCACAACCCAUUCAUCGGGUUUUACCAGCAGUGGGAUYUCUGGUGGAUCCAAGGGCUCCCACAUGAUGUCCCAGGAGGCCAGAUCUCAUGGAGGUGGAACUCCCAAAGGCGGGACCACUUCCACUGUCCAGUCCAUCUCCAUGGGUGGGAAAGGAGGAAGACGCUGAAUAGAAAAAAACCCAUCAGCCCAGAAAGAAGCUCUGCAAGCGGUUCUUCCUUCCAUCAGCUUUGACAGCUUCUCCCCUUUGCUGAUCUCCCUGUUAUGAAAGGAAAAGCCUUCCCCGUGCACAAAUAAAGUUUCUGUUAAAAUGAUGGAUUCUUGCAUUAAAUUACAAGGGACAGAGA